GAUGUGCUUUCCAACUUCAACGUCAGUCUUUAAAGAAACUUCUCACAAAACGGGUGCUGGUUUCGAUUUUAGCGCUAACAGUCAGACUGAACUUGUAAAUAAUUCGCGUGUCGGUUAGCGUAAAUUGACGCUGAAACACAACAAACAAAGAGCGAGCUUAAAUACGUGCAAACAUACAUACGUUCAUGAGUCAACAAGAAGGCGACAACAACCUACGUUCGUACAUAACUAUCGGUCAACAAAACAACGGUCAGCUGUUCCAACCAGUGAUAUUUCCAAUUGAGUUUUUCCACUUGAAGACUAACUUCAAUCAGCAGUGCCACAAAACCAUAACGACAACAACGAAAACAUUGUUCCUAUCCCCAUCCGAAGAAGAAGAAGGAGAACUAGAUUGAUUUGCCAGCGAAGUUGAGUGUAGGGGAACAACAGAUUCUUAUCGAGACAACCAGACCGACCGGACAAGCAAAUAAUGAACUGAAGUCUUUUUCUUAUAAGCAUCUUCUUCAAGAGCGGAUAGUAAAACCACCAUAAAGAGAUACUCAAGUGGCCUAUGGUCGACGGGCAAAUGGAUAAUUGCCAGCAACUUGAAAAAAACAAUAUGCUAUAAAACAAACUCAAGGAGAACGAACAGAAAUAAAUAACAAAAAGAGAAAUAACAGCAACAAUAGGAGUAGCGGAGAAAAUAGCCAAAGAUCUUCCAAAGCAGCGAAUCGAGUGUUGCAGUAAAACACAGGCUCCACCAUCAUCAUUAGUUGUAUUCAAGAAGGAAUGACUUGGCGUGAUCAACAACGAUCGAACAACGAAAACGGAAGAUUGUGCGACAGACAACAAACCAAAGAAGUGUUGUCAUCUUUUAAAUUUGAUCAAUUUGAGGAACAAGCAACAACAAUCCCACCAACACCACUCAUCAUAACAAGAGAUCAGCUUGGCCAGCCAAGUGAGUCAUAGAUUGCCAUCAAGUCAUAAGCUGAUUUGUACACCACCGCCAACAACAACGACAAACGUGAAACAAAGGCAAAAGCUCAAACUCAAAAGACAAUAAAUAAAUAUUGAAUUUGGCUCGAAUCGAAAUCGUUUAGAAGUCGUAACCAGAGACGUUUCAAUAUAUUCUAGUUCUAUUCGAAGCGAUCUUACUCACGUUCAUUAUUUAAAAAUAUAACGCCUAUUUCUGGAGAGUACAACCCAAACCCCACGCAAAACAAUAGACUACCUUGCCAGCUUGUUUCGGAUUUUUCUUUUUUAUUUUUUGCAAAACAAAGCUACCGCAACCUACGACGAACCAGCUAACAACAGUCGUGCCAUUCACGCCGCCAUAGAUUACUCAUUCAUACUUCGCUUCGAUCACGUCACGCUCCUACAUAGAGCGUUUGACAAUUGACUUGCUGCUGCCAUCGCAGACGCUUGUGUCGUCUGAACUUCUUGCCGAGACAAGCUAUCUGUGUCUCACAAAACGCCAAUAGCCCGAGCUGUAAUUUUUUUUCUUUGUCUCCGCUGUCAUCAUCGUCGUUAGCUGUGAACAUAUUUGGCGAUGGCGUCACAAGGUGUCGCUGCCACCUCAAGGCUGGCUGAAAUGCAGAUGAGAUUUCAAAGAAAACAGCUACUGGAACGGGAGCAGAAGAAACUGGCACUGACGGGAAGUGAUAGUGGAAUCGAGACAACAACAACGACCACCAGAAAUGCCAUUGGAAAUGGAAAGGUUCGUCAAAUGUUCGAACAACGACGCGGUGUGGGCAUUGACCGCAGUCACCCAUUGAAACCAAUAACAACAACAACGACUACCACCACAAUAACAAAAACACAACAAAAUCCUGCACGUCGUCUAACUGGUGGAGGCAAUGCAACUACUACUGCCACCCGACGAACCGUAGUUACCACCACAAGGCAAAACACCACAUCAACAUUGAAAAGUUCCCACUCAAAUUCCAGUCCAUUCGCCUCGAAUGGAAAUCUAUUCGGCGACGAAUUAGAUUCGAUGGAUAAUUUGGAUAGUGAAACCUUGCCUAAGGGGUUUUCUUCCUUAAGUCUGGACAACACAAGAGUUAUGGGCCCACCCGUCAGUGAUGGUAACAACAACAGCAGAAGUUCGAAUGGGAUUCGCAGAGACGUUAUGGACACAACAGUUACCUUGGGCCGGAAGCCUACAACAACGAAUGGCAUCAAACUGAAUCCAGUAAUAACUAAAAAGUCACCGACUACGACAGCACCUCGCACAAUGGCUGCUGCCCAAUCAAGGACCCCGAGCAGCGCGAGUCGUACAUCAACAGUGUCCCGAACGUCGGCGGCAUCCAGUAAUGGAACAGCAACGAAAUCCCCAGAGAAAAAGACCCCCACAUCCGUCACUUCAACAACAACCAAAACAGGAGCAAAGACCACAUCUAAAACUGGAAGUAAACCGGCCACAUUUGUUAUGGCUGUGAAACCGCCCCCUCGCAUCACAACACCACCCCCCGGUAUGGCCACUUGUCAGUAUUGUAAUCGCAAUUUCAACGAAGAUCGCCUAUCCAAACACGAAGAGGUCUGUCGCAAAAUGGUCACUACCAAACGCAAAAUAUUCGAUGCUUCAAAACAUCGUGUCAAGGGUACGGAAGCAGAAAAAUAUGUUGCCAAAAAGAAGGGUGUAACAGCAGCUCCUAAGGCUGCUGUGGCUAAGAGUACACCAGCUGAUUCAUCGAAGAAGGGUAAUUGGCGCAAAAAGCAUGAGGAAUUCAUAAAUGCCAUACGUGAAGCCAAAAAGGUACAAGCUUAUUUGGCCAAAGGCGGGAAGUUGAGCGACUUGCCACCACCACCACCCUCUGAGAAUCCCGAUUACGUUCAAUGUCCCCACUGUAGUCGACGUUUCAACGAAGCUGCAGCCGAACGCCACAUACCGAAGUGUGCCAAUAUGCAGCACAAUAAACCGAAACCGCCACAGAAGAAACGGUUUUAAAUAAUCUCGACUUCAGUGGAUCACUGUAUUUCUACAUUUCCUGUCAUCACUCAUAUUCGAUGAUAAAUGGCAUUAUCGACAUAUUUUAAUACAAUUUACAAUCUGCUAUCCAUAAUGAAAUAUUAUUUCUUACUAAUUAUCUACUAAUCUUUUUUAAAAAGGAGAAAAACUGAAAUGUAAUGAGCGUUAGUUCUUAUAAUCCUGUACAUGUUGUGAUAAAUUAUUUGUGAACUCAUUAUUUUUUGUUUAGUUCUUAUUAAUCGAAUAUAAUGAAAGAAAAAGAGUUGAAUUUAAAAAUAAUAAACCAAUAGACAUUUGAAAAGUU
This is a messenger RNA of Musca domestica (house fly), 3251 nucleotides long. Its product is annotated as mucin-2. NCBI's taxonomy places the organism in Eukaryota, Metazoa, Arthropoda, Insecta, Diptera, Muscidae. The transcript has 6 exons. The record is from RefSeq and is a predicted model, not a curated record. Bases 1529 to 2926 code for a protein of 465 amino acids.